Molecule: messenger RNA, 1254 nt
Organism: Mycena indigotica
Lineage: Eukaryota; Fungi; Basidiomycota; Agaricomycetes; Agaricales; Mycenaceae
Exons: 7
Coding region: 1-1254 (417 amino acids)
Source: RefSeq, a predicted model, not a curated record
AUGGAAGUUUUUUCCGAGGUACACGUGUGUCCGAAGGAACACAGUAAACUUCUGUUGAACAAAGAGUGGCUUGUCGCCACAAACAACUCAACGCCAUACCUCUUUAAGUUUGCGACAACCGUGGAUUUAGCGUGUUUGGUUCUCGUUACAGACACGAAAACUAUAUGGACCGAGGUUCUGAAUUCGAAGCAAUUUGCGAGACGAUGGCGCGCAUGCAACCCAGAUAGUUCACCGGACUUCUCUCGGGAUGAGGACGAAGAAGACUGGCGGGUCGCGACCCAAACGUUGCUUGCUAAAGCUCACACUCUUGGUGGCUUAAGUGAACUCUCUUUCGAUUGCGUAGAAUCUAAUUAUGCGGAUCUCGCCAUUGAACUUGAGGGCGAGGCGUUCAAAUGGAGGUGGGAAACGUGUACACAAGGAGGCCGAUUUUCUGCCGACAUCAUAUCGCGACACCUGGUCUUGCCUUUAAUCAGCCUGACGCAUCUGGCAUUCACUAGUACUUCUGCCGUCGGUGAAUCCUCAGAGUCAGAUUUAGAAAAGGCCAUAGACAAGGUCGGGCGCACCGCGCGUCGUUCGGUUGACACUCAUGUCAAAAACUGCAUCGGCAAACCUGGAGUCGCUACCGCUUUACGCCGGAUAACUGCCCUGUUCAAUUCUAUACCUGAUCUUCCUUCAGUUCUGCUAGUCAACGACACGCCUGACUUGAAACUACCGCCACUUGCAACGCAGCCCGCCCGCGCACCGUCCCCACCGCUAACUAAACGUCGGAUCUCAACGCCCGUGGAUAAGUCUCCAGUAAUCGAGCCAACUUCAUCCCCAGUUGCAAGUAAACGUCCUUCUCCCGAGCCUGUUCAGCGCAAUUCCUCCCCAGAGGCCCCGCUUGACGCGGAAUCGGGUUCUGCAACUGAAUCUGACUCGGAUGGCGCGGCUCCUGUGCCGAUUGCUGCGAAAGGCAAAGCCCGAGCGUUUUCAUCAGGUGUCUCGCCUCCUGUCAACACAAAAAUACAGAGUCCAGUCCAUCGACAGCUUUCAUCGUCGUCUCCUCCUUCCAAACCUCUCAGCAGACCUAAGCCAGUCCUAUCUGACUCGGAAUCUUCUCCCGUACGGCCGGCCAAGAAGACGAAGCCUCCGGUUUCUUCCAGUGACGACGACAGCGAAGCUGAGCGCAAGAAACGGCUGGCCAAAGUCAAGAGUGGUGGUGGUGCUGCGCGAGGAGCAAAGCAACCGAUAAAGCGAGGCGGUAGACGAUUUUAA